Messenger RNA from Rhinichthys klamathensis goyatoka, 924 nucleotides. Its product is annotated as small integral membrane protein 30-like. The transcript has a single exon. Lineage: Eukaryota; Metazoa; Chordata; Actinopteri; Cypriniformes; Leuciscidae. Bases 49 to 231 code for a protein of 60 amino acids. The record is from RefSeq and is a predicted model, not a curated record.
GCAGUUGCGCUUGCUCCCAAUCUCUCCUCGCAGCAGACCAACAACAACAUGGCUCCCAAAGACCAACACACACACAUGGUGCUCUGGCUUUUCCUCCUGGCGCUUGUCCAGACCGCCGAGGCGUUUGACGGAGGAGAUGCGCUGGCUUUACUGUUGGGCGCGACCGUGACGCUCGUGGGAAUCUGCGCGUGUUUGGGCUGGUACGCGCGCACGCGGAACGGCCAGUUUUGAUGAUCAACCUGCUGAUCAAGGCCUCAUCCGGAAAUGUGACUGAGUGCGGAAGGACUGUCAUGCAUUUCUACUGAAGAGAAUUGGAAAUGCACGCAGAGGAAGGACCUAUAUGGAUAAUAUAAGCUGUUUAUUUUAUUCUUGACGUAUUAUCCAUUUCAAUGACACUAUCCUUCCUGCCCCUGUGCACCACGUGAGAAACUUCUACAUUACCAGCGUUGAAAAGUCCAUUAGAUUAUCACUGCUUGCAGAGAACAAGAUCAUACAGACGUUCUCUGACACAUUUCUAUGGACUUGGACAUUCUGGCGGGCUUGUGAUGGUCUCCUGCCAUGUUACUAUCACUGCAAGACAAUCUGCUUUCAAUUUCACUCCUAAAAUUGUGGAUUGCUUUCUCUGUCUGCAUAAAGCAUUUAAUGUCUUUGCCAAUGUGCUUUAGAGAGGGAGGGUGAUGCUGUUUGCUUUGUCUGUUUAAAGGUUAUAAAUGUUAUUACCUAUGUGCCUAUUGUCCAAGUGAGACUUUGCAUCUGUUGCAAAUUAAUAGACUGAAAAUUGAAAAGCUCUUUCAUUUUCAUAAAUUUUUAAUUCUCUGCUAAAUGCACACCAAAAUAAACUGCAUAUAUAGUGGUUGCAAAAGUCAUUCCUUCUAAGUCAUUGAAAUACAUACAAUAAUAAACCAAGUUACAUUUGCAAAAAAU